AUGUUCAUAGUAGCAAGCAGUGCCUUUGGAUUCUCAUUGGACGUUUUUUCCUUCAUUUUCACGACCAUAGUUACCUUUAGUUUUCUCUUAUUGGAACAAUCGUUCUCCGGUGGAGAGGUUGGUUUGGCCAUCACCCAAGUAAUGGCCCUGACUGGGAUGAUUCAGUGGGGUAUGAGACAGAAUGCCGAGAUGGCAAAUCAGUUGAUGGCUGUGGAACGUGUGUUGGAAUAUACACAGAUUGUGCCUGAACCGAAUUUACGCGACCGAGGGAAAUUCGCGAAGAAAACUGAAAAGCAAAUCGCACUUCCUGCCAAUGCACCAAAGAAUUGGCCCGCGGAUGGGAUGAUCAAGUUCAGAAGCGUUUAUAUGAAAUACGUAGAGGAUGAUGCUCCGGUAUUGAAGGGACUGAACAUUGCAAUUAAUCCUGGAGAAAAGAUAGGUAUAGUGGGAAGAACAGGAGCUGGAAAAUCGUCUUUGAUAUCAGCUCUGUUCAGGCUAGCCAAAGUCGAUGGUGUCAUAGAAAUCGAUGGCGUGGACACUGGAUCUAUUUGUUUGGAGGAUUUACGACGUCACAUAUCGAUCAUUCCUCAGGAUCCAGUUUUAUUCUCUGGCACGUUGAGACGGAAUUUGGAUCCUUUCAAUGAAUUUACAGACAAGGCUCUUUGGGAAGUACUGGAGGAGGUGGAGUUAAAAGACGCUGUAACUAGUACUGGAACAGGAUUGGAGAACCGCGUUUUAGAUCGUGGUAGCAACUACAGCGUUGGCCAAAGGCAGCUGGUCUGUUUGGCGAGAGCUAUCUUAAGAAACAAUAAAAUACUUAUGCUUGACGAAGCUACGGCCAAUGUGGAUCCACACACGGAUGCCUUGAUCCAGCAAACGAUACGAAAGAAAUUUGCCAACUGCACUGUACUUACUAUUGCUCACAGGUUAAAUACCAUUAUGGACAGCGACAAGGUGUUAGUUAUGGAUAACGGUCGUAUGGCUGAAUUUGAUCAUCCUCACUUGCUGUUACAAGACAGCUACAGUCAAUUCAAAUCAUUGGUCAAAGAAACCGAUCGUGCUAUGUAUGACCAGUUAGUGAAAAUAGCGAGGCAAUCUUACAUCGCGAGACACGGAGAACGAUGA
Heterotrigona itama is the source of this 1125-nucleotide messenger RNA. The record is from the annotation of a GenBank genome assembly. NCBI's taxonomy places the organism in Eukaryota, Metazoa, Arthropoda, Insecta, Hymenoptera, Apidae.